This is a messenger RNA of Pygocentrus nattereri (red-bellied piranha), 1223 nucleotides long. Its product is annotated as threonylcarbamoyl-AMP synthase. Gene Ontology annotation, cellular component: cytoplasm. NCBI's taxonomy places the organism in Eukaryota, Metazoa, Chordata, Actinopteri, Characiformes, Serrasalmidae. Gene Ontology annotation, molecular function: nucleotidyltransferase activity; tRNA binding; double-stranded RNA binding. Gene Ontology annotation, biological process: regulation of translational fidelity. The record is from RefSeq and is a predicted model, not a curated record. The transcript is spliced from 8 exons. Bases 45 to 995 code for a protein of 316 amino acids.
AGAUUUCCAUAGAUUCAGCAGGUGGCUUUACAGCAGGAGCAAUCAUGUUUCUGGUGGUUAAUGCUUUCUUAAUGCUAAUUGCUGCCUAUGGCAAUCUGGUUCUGCUGACUUUAACCACGAUCAUGGAGGUCAUAGUGGUCUGCUUUCUUCUCUCUACUCUUGGUAGACUGCCCUACCAACUGGAAGUUGCUAUGCUUUCAUUAUUCGCAAUCAUUUGCUUGUAUGGGACUCUGGCGUCACUUCUUAACUGCAUCUUCUCCAAGAAAUUGCUACCACUUGGCCCUGCUCUAAUAAAGAACAAUAAAAAGAAGGAAGCUGCUCCUACAACUCCAUGUCCAGUUGCUAGCUCUCGGGGGACCAGUGGGCUCCUAAAGAUUGCCAAAUUGCUUGAAAAUGGUGUGUGUGGUAUUCCCACGGACACUGUCUACGCCCUGGCUGCUUCUUGCAAGAACCCGAGUGCAAUAGAGAAGAUCUACAACAUCAAGGACCGUCCUGCAGAGAAGCCCAUCUGUAUCUGUAUCUCCAGCGUGGAGCAGCUUGUGGCAGCCAAACCUCCUUUCAGCCCCCUGCUGUGGGAGUUCAUGAGAAAUGUCUACCCAGGAGGCAUCAGCUGUAUUGUGCCAAAGGGUGACUGGCUCUUCAAACUUGGUGUGGGACCUGCAUAUGACCGUGUGGGGACAAAGGAAAGCAUAAUGAUCCGUGUCCCUGACCACACGGUGACUGCACACCUGUGUGACAUCACUGGGCCCUUGGCUAUCACAUCUGCAAACCCUAGUGGUGAACCUGACAGCACACACCAUGACAUGGUCAUUGAUCGCCUCGGACACAAGAUUCAAGGAGUACUGUGUGAUGGAGAGUCCAAUGAAGUGGUGGCAUCAACAGUGGUCAACUGCCUGAAGAUCAAUGAAGGUACCAUCACCAUUCUGCGAGAGGGAUGCGUUCCCGCAGCAAAGGUGCGGCAGAUUUUUGAGAGGGUGAAGAACAGCAUGCUGUAGAUCAGAAUCCAGAAGAUGUUCUUGAAGACGAAGAAACCUCGCCGAACUCAGGGGGAAAGGAAGGAUAGAUCAGACCUCAUCACCACAAGUGUUCUCAUGCUACUUCACAGCAGUGUUUUAAUAACGUGUAACUAGAUAGAACAGACUAUGUAUAACUACACAUGAGCCAAUUUACUGUGGAGUGUUUUUAAAAAAUGUUUGUUUGAUAUUUGUGUGUUUGGUCUUACU